CCUGGUGGGCUCGUCAUCGCCGCCCUCUUACAUUGGACAGCCUCCUUCGCCGCCACCGCUGCAAACCAUACUCCUUCAUACCAUCAGCUUCUCCGUCUAAAGCCCCAGCUCAGGUAGACGCGGAAUUCGCCGCCGAUUUCUUGCAGUGGCUGGAGCUGAAGGCCCGAACAGAGAUAUCUUCUGCCCUUUCCAUUGGAGAUUCCACAUUCGGAAGGUCUUUGUUUGCUCGAACGCAUAUAAAAGCUGGGGAUUGUAUAUUGAAGGUUCCAUAUAGCGUGCAAGUGUCAUCAAAUAAGCUUCCUUUGAGAAUCAAUUCCUUGUUAGGGGACCAGGUCAGCAAUGUGGCAAAACUUUCUUUACUUGUUUUAUACGAGCAGAGGCUUGGUGAGAAAUCUGAAUGGGCUCCUUAUAUUAGGCGUCUUCCACAACCUGCAGAGAUGCAUAACACGAUUUUCUGGAAGGAUGAUGAAUUAGAGAUGAUUCAACCAAGUCCAUUAUAUAGAGAAACAAUUAGGCAGAAGAAAAUUGUUGAAAGUGAUUUUUUGGUGAUUACAAAGGCUUUGUGUCACUUCCCUGAACUUCACAUGGUCAUCACACUAGAUGACUUUAAGUAUGCAUAUGCUUUAGUUACUUCUCGAGCAUGGGAAAGCUUCAGUGGUGUCUCUAUGAUUUCUUAAACCAUGACGGUCUUUCAGAUUCAUUAGUUUUGAAUGACGAUGGAAAACAACUCUCAGAGGUUAUUGCUGACCGCGAUUAUGCUCCUGGUGCUCAGGUCCUAAUAAGAUACGGAAAGUUCUCAAAUGCUACUCUACUUUUGGAUUUUGGAUUUACACUUUCUUAUAAUACACAUGACCAGGUUAGAAUCCAGUUCUGACUGCUGAGCCUGAAAAGCUUUACUUUAUGAUAUGUCAUUGUGUUCUAUGCAGGAUUUAGGACUUCUCACCCUGACUGAGGAUAUGGCUUUAGAUUGGAACCUUUGGAGAACUAGGAUUAGAGUAGCUGGUUAGGAACUCGGUGCUAUAGAGGUUUUUGUAGUGUGUUGUGUUUGUUUGGAAUCUUUUAUUAAUGCUUGUAGAACUUUCUUUUCAUUGUACUUGGUGUUUUAUCCAUGCUAUACUGUAUACCCUAUCAUAUUUUUUGUGCAGGUUGAGCCGGGGGUCUCUUGGAAACAGCCUCCCUGCUUCCAAGUAGGGGCAAGGUCUGCGUACACACACCCUCCCUAGACCCUACUGUAGUGGGAUCCAACUGGGUUGUUGUUGUUGUUGCAUUGUGUUCUAUGCAUUUAGUGUAACAUCUAUGAAUAUUCAAUCUUAGACCUCAGCAUUUUACUGUG
This is a messenger RNA of Cuscuta campestris, 1333 nucleotides long. The record is from the annotation of a GenBank genome assembly. NCBI's taxonomy places the organism in Eukaryota, Viridiplantae, Streptophyta, Magnoliopsida, Solanales, Convolvulaceae.